CGGCGAGUUGAUACUUAGUAAGCACAUCGGCCAACAUGUCUGCCGUGCCAGCAUGAACCAACUUGAGCGUGCCACUGGCAAUGAUGUCGCACAGCAAUGUGCUUGGAUCGGUCGCUUGUUGUGUCGUUUUGCGCCGUCACAAUCGCUGCCUUGUUGUCGCAGUGCAGUGUUGUUGUCCCUUGAGGUUCGCCCAGGUCUUCAAGGAGGCCACGGAGCCAAAUGCCGUCCUUCGUUUCUUCAGCUGCAGCGACGUACCCCGACUCACACGUCGAUAUCGCCACGAUGCAUUGUUUUGCUGACUUCCAUGAGACGGCGUCACCGCAGACGAGCCAAACAAAGCCAGUCGUUGACUUGAGGUAGUGAAGGAAGCGCUUGGCCCCAACAAGAUGUGGAAUGCGUGGGUCAUGCAUGUGGCGGGACAAACGCUGACUGCGUGUGAUAUGGUUGUGUGCAAGUGGUUGGUUUGGGUCAUCCCAUGCGCCAUCGCACGCGUUCUGCAAAACGCUGCUUGUGAUAAGCUCCCCUUGGCGCUUGAGGUCCAUUUUCUUUUCGAGCUCGUCAAUAACUGCCUCCGCCCGCGAUGCGGUCUUGGCCGCCACGACAAAAUCAUCAAACUACUUGCAAACCAUUUCAGGUUUGCCAUCAACUGUGCAAAGGAAGAGACAAGGGUCGUGUUGGCUUGCCACGAAACCAAGGGAGAUCAUGAUUUUCUUGCAGCGCAGACUUGGAUUUCGGGUGGCAAGUCGGCUUGGACGAAAGGGUUGUUUGCAUCGCACUGAACAGCAACGAGGCUACGGGCACAUAUCCAGGCCAUGACGACCGGCGAGAAGGUUGCGUCGAAGUCAACGCCCUCGACUUGGGAAAAUCCUUUCACGACGAGGCGUGCCUUACCCACAUGUUUCCGAUGGCCUUACGUCCCACCGCUCACGGAGUUCGGCGUCGCGCCAUUGCUGUUUCUCGCGGCAAGACAUGGCUUCAGCAUGCGAUUGAGACCAUUGUUGAAGCAUGAUCACGAUGAUUAUGGUCGAAGUCUAUUUCGCCGAAGCGUUGUGGCGAACGUAGUUCGCGAGUUGGUCGAGCCGCUAAGAGUCGACGGUUGCUCCCCUCUUCCGACAUCUUGCACAUCAAGCCUGAAGAGGUCUUGAUGCAGGCGGCACUGGGUUUCCCACAAUUCUUGUUUGAUGCUGUUCGGAAUUGGUGCUGAUUAUAGGCGCUUGGCGAUCUUGUGCAGUUUGCUGCGAAGUUGGAUUUCGUUGCCUUCAUUCGACGAGGGCAUGGGCGUCAUUCAUGAUCCUUUUCGGGGUCCGGUCGAACGGCUCCCCUUCAUCGUCAGAGCUGUCAUCAUCGCUGUCAUUUGCUGUAGCCAAGUACGAGUCGAUGGGGACAGGCGGGUGGAGGAAUUCACUUUCGUGGAAUGUGACGUGGACGCCCGUGGUGACUUU
This is a messenger RNA of Aphanomyces invadans, 1442 nucleotides long. RefSeq lists its product as hypothetical. NCBI's taxonomy places the organism in Eukaryota, Oomycota, Saprolegniomycetes, Saprolegniales, Verrucalvaceae. The transcript has 10 exons. The record is from RefSeq and is a predicted model, not a curated record. Bases 387 to 779 code for a protein of 130 amino acids.